AUGGAGCCGAAGCACAAAGAGUUGUUACACCAGUGCCACCAGAACUUACUGGAGUCCAUCACGGAUGCAGACCAGCUGAUCGAGCUGCUGAGCAAGUCGGGGACCCUCAGCGAGCGGGAGAGGUUCGAGCUGGAUCAGAACUGCCCGUCCAGCUCGGAGAAAGUGGACCAGCUUUUGAAGAUGCUGAUGAGCAAGGAGAGCGACCAUUUCCUGGACCUGUGUGUGGCACUGGAGAAAACCUACCCUCACCUGUACUCUGCCCUGUUCACCAACGGCGGAGGACCCGCUGACCACUCCGGGUCUACCUACAGCGUCCUGUCCACUAUGCCUUCAGAUUCCGAGAGCAGCAGUUCCCUCAGCAGUGUUGGUACCAAAGCCUCAUCACCUCCACCUGCACUCAAUGACAACCGGCCAGCCAGCGAGAACCUGGACACCAUCCUGUUCCAGCUGAGACAGGUGACCAGGGAACGGGACGAGCUCCGAAAACGCCUUGCUCUCGCGUCUCCAGGCACCACCUUCGAUGACUGCAGGCCAAAUUCCAAAGCUGGUCACGAUUACGAGAGACUCAAGACGCAAUGCAUGAAGGCCAUGGCGGACCUGCAGUCUCUGCAGAACCAGCACACCAAGACCUUGAAAAGAUGUGAAGAGGCCGUGAAGGAAGCUGACUUCUACCACAUGCUGCACAGUCGUCUACUGAGUGAUCAGUCUCAGCUGAAGGAGGAGAUGGAGGUGAUGAGGAGAGAUAACGCUCAGCUUGUGAGAGAGCACAACCAUCUGAAACAGAGCUGUGAAGAACUCAAGAGACUCCACUCAGAGGACCAGAAAGAGGUGGCUGAUAUGAGACUGCAGCAACAACAGGUUAUUAGAGAGAAUGGAUCAUCAGAGGUUCUGAAGCUGUAUGACACAGCCAUGGAUAAGCUGGAGGGGCUGAAGAAAGAGUACGACAGCUUGAGCAAACGGUAUAGCGAAAAGGUAGCCAAUCACAACACGGACCUGAGUCGACUGGAGCACGCGGAGGAGGAGAACAGGCGGCUGCAGAAACAGCUUGAAACUUUGAUAAAGCAGAGAGACACGGCCAUCCACUAUCAGCAACAGUACUCCGCCUCAAUUCGGAGGUUUGAUUCUGUUCAGCAGGAGCUGAAUAAGGCCUCUUCUCAGAAUAAGGAGCUGCAGAGAGAGAUGGAGAGGCUGCAGUCGGAGGUGACACGCUAUAAGAACUUCCAGCUGAAGGCAGUGAAGGAUGCUGAGAAGUACAAAGAGGAGCGGGACUCUGUGUUUAACGAGUACAGGCUGAUCAUGAGCGAAAGGGACCAGGUGAUCAAAGAGGUGGACAAGCUGCAGACAGAGCUGGAAGCAGCCGAGGCUCGACUGAAAAACACCUCAUCGGAGAGGAUGGUGGCCAGCGAAGAGUUAGAAGCACUCAGACAGGAGCUUAAUUCAUCGCUGGUGGAUCGAGACAGAGCCAUCUGUGAGCGGAACGAGCUGCUGGAGAAAUACUGCCAUGAAGUGAAGGACAAAGCGGAGGCGCAGAAAGAGCUGAGUCAGGCCUGUAAAGACAUCGAGACUGUGCGCGAGGAGCGAGAUGUGGCCAGGAAAGAGAGAACUGAAGCCAUCAUCCAGAGGGACCAGCUACUGCGGGAGUACUACCAAGCCAGACAGAAACAAGACACAGCCACUCUGGACAUGGAGCGUGCCAAUAAGGAGAUCGAGGUGUUGAGGAAGCAGUGUGAGGCUAUGUCUCAGGAGCUGAAGGAGGCCAUGCAGGAGGCUGAGGUUGCAAAGUGCCGCCGGGACUGGGCCUUCCAGGAAAGAGACAAGAUCGUGGCAGAAAGAGAAAGCAUCCGAACCCUGUGUGAUAACCUGCGCAGAGAAAGGGACCGUGCAGUUAGCGACCUGGCGGACGCCCUGCGCAACCUGGACGACAUGAGAAAACAGAAGAAUGAUGCUGCUCGGGAGCUGAAGGAGCUAAAGGAGAAGAUGGAGAGCCAGCUGGAGAAGGAGGCACGUUUCUGCCAGUUGAUAGCACACAGCUCGCAUGAUUCAGCCAUAGACACAGACUCGCUGGAGUGGGAGACUGAAGUGGUGGAGUUUGAGAAGGACAGGGAUGACAUGGAUUUGAAGGCACUGGGGUUUGAUAUCGCAGAGGGGGUAAAUGAUCCAUAUUUACCCGGGGAUUGUGGGAUUUUUGUGACCAGAGUGGACAAAGGAAGUAUCGCGGACGGAAGAUUAAGAGUGAAUGACUGGCUGCUGAAGAUAAAUGACAUAGACCUGACUAACAAAGACAGGAAGCAGGUCAUCAAAGCCGUGCUUAAUGGAGGAGGUGUGAUCAAUAUGGUGGUGCGCAGGAGAAAGUCUUUAGGUGGAAGACUAGUUACUCCUGUCCACAUUAAUCUCAUUGGACACAAAGACAGCGGCAUUGGUCUGGAGGGUGGAGUUUAUGUGACGGCUAUAGCAGCAGGCAGCCCAGCCGCCAGAGAGGGCACUCUUACCAUUGGAGAUCGCCUCAUAGCUAUAAAUGCAAUCGCUGUGGAUAACAAAUCUGUGACGGAAUGUGAGGCUCUGCUGAGGGGCUGUAGGGAUUCGCUCAGCCUCUCCCUCAUGAAGUUCUUUCCCCAGAGUACAUCAGGCCAGAACAUCUUUGAGAACCUGAGGGAGGCUGAGAAGUCCAACUGCAGAACGCUCAUGUCUGAGGUUCACUCUCGCAACAGCAGGAACCUCAAACACAACAGCUCGACACAGACGGACAUCUACAGUAGCGAGGCUGGAGGAGAGAGGAGGAAGGCCAGAGCCGAGUCUGAGGAAGGCGGAUUCUCUGAGAGGAAGUCACCUUUCCCCAGCUCCACCCUGCAUCCCAGCAGCCUGCGGCCGGCCUCAGAGCUGGGGGGCCGCUACAGCGGCAGCGCCUUCCAGGAGGUCUGCUACACCCGCGCCGAGUCCACCGGGCCUGAUUGCGUUGCCCUGGAGAUGGCGGCAGAUAAGAAGCACAGCGGUGGCACCUGGCCCAAGAUGGUGGUGGGAGUCGCCAUGACGACAGACAGUCCAGCUCAGCUCUCCAUCUACAAAUCGCCCAAACAGAGGAAGCCCAUCUUUGACACAGAUACCUUCAAGAGGCCAGACACACCUUCCAAGACAGAGUACUUGGCUGGGCACUCGCCACAACCCUCCAAGACAGACAGUAGUGCUGCGCCCCCAACCCCUCCUACCCGGAGUGACUCCUUCAAGUUUAAGCCCAAGCAGCAGAGCGGCUCGGCCUCGGAUUCUACCAUCACUGAGCCCAAACGGGAGGACCGCAACGGGAACCUGUACUUCACAGAAGGAAAAACUCUGAGCUCCAGGAAGUCCUGUGAAGAGGACAUCGGGCGUGUGCGGGUGGAGGAGCCUGAGAUGAAGCGGCCAAGGCCUAAAUCAGCCCCAGCUCUCAGACGCAGGAUGACUCCUCAGUCCAUCCCCCUCCAGAGUUUUCAGAGCUACUCUAAUGAUGGGGACUGUUUAGAGCAGCGGGAGGUGUUGCGCUCGUCUCCUAGCCGACCUCACAGGCACAGCGUGGGUUUCGUUCCUACAGUCUAUAACGGAACUCUGCCACCCAACUCGGCGCAUCGUGGUCUUUCCCCGUGCACAGCAGUGACAGCCGUUAUGAGGAACCCUGUUUACACUGUCCGCAGCCACAGAGUGCAUACCAGCAACUGCCCCUCUGUCUCCAGCCAAAUCUGCCAUCAGCACACACAUCCCAGUCCCCAGCAUCAAGGGCGUCUGAGUCUGGACCUUAGCCAGCAGAAGCGUUCUGCUGAGUACUCGGACUCCUCCCGCAGCAGCCGAGCCUCUCAUGGCACCAACUCAUUGCCGUCCAGUGCCAGACUCGGCUCAUCCAAUAAUGUACAGUAUCGCACAGAAAGGAUAAAAAUCCCCUCCACACCCCGUUACCCACGCUCUGUGCUGGGCUCUGAUAGAGGAUCUCUGUCCCACUCAGAGUGCAGUAGUCCCAGUCUCAUCACGCCACCUCUGUCCCCACUCAACCUGGAGACGUCCUCAUUUGCCUCCAGCCAGUCACAGAACUCCAUCUCCACGUUGCCCCGCAUCUCCGUCAGCCCCGUACCCACGGGAGAGCGCCGGAAAGACAGGCCAUACCUGGAAGAGCCGCGGAACGUCAUUGUGCACAAAGGGGCCGAACCUCUUGGCAUCUCAAUCGUCAGUGGCGAAAAUGGAGGGAUCUUUGUGUCUAAGGUGACAGGAGGCAGCAUCGCUCACCAGGCAGGCCUGGAGUAUGGGGACCAGCUGCUGGAGUAUAAUGGGAUAAACCUGCGUAAUGCAACUGAGCAACAGGCACGUCUUAUCAUUGGCCAGCAGUGUGACACAAUCACCAUCAUGGCCCAGUACAACCCCCACAUGUAUCAGCUUGGCAACCACUCCCGCUCCAGUUCUCGUUUGGAACCAGUGAGCACCCAGUCCACUCCUCAGGGCAGUGGUGCUACCACCCCAGAUAACCACUCCACCAUCGACACCCUCAGUGAGCAGGAUGAAGGCACCCUCACUCCCUCAUCAAAACAGACUACACCCACCACAAGCCCGCAUAGCUUCAUCAGGAUGUCAUCAGAAGGCUCUAAGAAGAUUCCAGAUCCUCGCGUGGUAUCCGUGAGGAAGACUCAGGUAGAGCUCGGUGUUCAGAUCUGUGGGGGGAAUCUGCGAGGGAUCUUUGUGGAGAGGCUGGAGGAGGACAGUCCUGCCAGGGGGGCAGAUGGCCUCAUGCCUGGAGACCUGAUCGUGGAGUAUAACUCGGUGGCUAUGAAGAAUAAGACUGCAGAGGAGGCUUACCUGGAAAUGCUCAAGCCAUCAGAAAUGAUCACAUUUAAAGUCCAGCAUUGUGUGGAUGAGUUGAAUCAGCUGAAGGAUACUGCUUGUGAUGGAUUCUAUAUCAGAGCACUUUAUGACCGAGUGGCUGAGACAGAGUUGGAUCUCUCCUUUAAGAAGGAUGACAUUCUCUAUGUGGACGACACACUCCCGAAGGGCAACUUCGGCACCUGGUUGGCUUGGCAACUUGAUGAAAAUGCACAAAAGAUGCAAAGGGGUCAAAUCCCAAGUAAAUACAUGAUGGAUCAGGAGUUCUAUCGCAGGCACAGCAUGACAGAACUGAAGGAUGAGGCUGGCUCCAGUAAAACUCUCUCCGCAGCUGCACGCAGGUCCUUCUUCCGCAGGAAACAGAAGCACAAACGCAGUAGCUCCAAAGAUGGCAAAGACCUGCUAGCCCUGGAUGCCAUUAGCACAGACUCCAUACCAUUUUUAGAGGAAUGUGUGAGCCUAGCCUAUCAGAGGGUGCAGAAAGUAGACUGCACCUCUCCCAGGCCAGUGCUAAUCCUGGGCCCACUCGUGGAUCCUGUUAAAGACAUGCUGGUUAAAGAGUCUCCAGGGAAAUUCAGCAGAUGUAUACUUGAGGUGAUGAAGGCCUCUCAGCAAGCCAUUGAACGUGGGGUGAAGGACUGCCUCUUCAUUGACUACAAACGGAGGAGUGGCCACUUUGAUGUGACAACAGUUGCUUCCAUCAAGGAGAUCACAGACAAGGACUGUCACUGUUUGCUUGACAUUGCACCUCACGCCAUCGAACGGCUUCACAGCGUUCACAUUUACCCAAUCGUCAUUUUCAUUCGCUACAAAAAUGCAAAGCAAAUAAAAGAGCUGAAAGAUCCGGUAUAUCUGCGGGAUAAAGUCUCUCAAAAACAUUCCAAGGAGCAGUUUGAGGUUGCACAGAAGAUAGAGCAGGAGUAUAGCAAAUUCUUUACAGGUAUUGUCCAAGGAGGCACGUUGCCCUACAUUUGCACUCAGAUCGUGACUAUAGUGGAUCAAGAGCAGAGUAAAGUCCUGUGGACUCCGCUGGGCUCUCCCUAGGUGGCCGAGCGCGUGCUCUCCGCUUACUGCCUCUCACACCUGAGCUUACAAACACUAUGCUUUACACUCACACUACACGCAAAGGUACACUACAGUGAGCAUCGCGGAUAUAUAGUGAUCCUCCGUUUUUCUCUCAUGAUUCAUUUUCUGGUUAAUUGUAACAUUUUAUGUUUAAUUGUAACAGAGCCUCUUAUUUGUGUGUGUGUGUGUGUGUGUGUGUGUGUGUGUGUGUGUGUGUGUGUGCGCGCAUGUGUCCGUGUGUGUGCAGAUGCAGGAUUAUAGCACUGAAGUUUUCAUUGUUUUCCUUUGGUCUUCCUGACAGACAUCUAAUGAUUAGUAAUGCUGCAUCUAAGACACUUGUUUACAGAAGAAUCAGUCCGUGAUUUGUUAUUUAAUGUCUGCUUGAAUGUGUACUGUCCCCUUAUCUUAAUGAAGUCAUACCUUGUCCAACCCCACAACCCCCCACAACCCCCUCUCCCACCCAGCCUAAAACCAGCCCUGUAUUUCAACCCACUUUUACCAAAAUGGCAUGUGUAUCUCUCUGUUUUACACAUCACUUCAAGGACUGAAAACUCAUUGUGGGUGAAGAGUAACUUGUUGUAAGAUUGUUUGUUUAAAUGUAAUAAUGACUGUUGGUUUGCAUCAUAGUGCUUAUAUUUUGGGUUGAGGUGAACAGCAACUAAGCGGAUUUUUACGGGCCAAAUGGAAGUGCCUUUGGAGAUCUACUGAGCGUAUGACAAUGGCAUGUUAUUGAGGUGAAAGGCUGAUGUUUGAAACUCCUCAGAUUGCACUCCAGGGCUAGACAGACCACUGUGUUAUCAUUCUCAUAGAGGAGAAUAUAUAUUUAAAGAGAACAUGAAAUCUAACACACUUGUACUCAUGCAUACAAUACUGAAGUACAGGCACACUAAACCUGUACGUAUGCAAACUCAUCGAAAUAUAUAGAUCUAUAUAUAUAAAUAUAAAUAUAUUAAAUGUAUUUUGACUAGGCUACCGGCCUAGGAGAGUGCAGCAGGUGUUCAGUCAGGUCUUAGCAGAUAUAAGCAUGUUCUGUAUUUCUCUUGUCUUUUUCUCUGUUCGUCAGUCACUUUUAUAUGUACCCACUGCAAAACAUCAUGGAAGGAAGAGAUGCAGGGUAAAUAUAAUUAGGUCUCUUAGGCUAAAACUGUUGAAAUGUUAGUCAUUUUACAUGUAUAUUUAAUUUUUUUUUUUUUAUUCAGCAGGCACAGUCAUGUCCUUCAUUCAGACCAGUAGUCCCACCAGUUAUUGUGCCAAAAUUCAAUGUGUCAGUUUCUUUUAUUUCUGUUUUGCACUUGCAAUGUUAUGGACCCUAAACAAUAGCUGUUCUUAGGUUUCCAGUAGAGGUUGAAAAUAGGUACUAUACUUAUUACUUUAAGAUUAAUAUUCUUUUAAGUGUAUCACUCAUGUUCCGUACAUUUCAUUAAUUGCCUCUUCUUAAAUGAGUAAAAAAAGAAACACUGCAUUAUUUACAUUCUCGUUUAAAAAGGGAUUUCUUAUUGCACAAUUUUCUCAAAGGAAAAUCAGUCCAUAUGUUGACUAUUGGGUUGAAAUUAGGCAUUUUGUUUGAGUGACUUUCACGUCUAACUGUUUUCUGAAUAGAUAACAAAGAUCUAAAUGAGAGGGAUUCAACGCAACAUGCUUGUUGUUUUAGGAGCAAUGACUAGAAGACAGGUACUGUCACAAUUGGGAUUUUCAAUAUUAAAAAAAGAAUGUGAUUUGUAUGAGCUGUUAAAGACAUUAACAUGAGAAUAAAAGUCAUUUUCUGUAUCACACUAUA
Colossoma macropomum (tambaqui) is the source of this 7675-nucleotide messenger RNA. It is a transcript of the gene dlg5a, whose product is annotated as discs, large homolog 5a (Drosophila). Gene Ontology annotation, biological process: regulation of apoptotic process. Gene Ontology annotation, molecular function: protein binding. Lineage: Eukaryota; Metazoa; Chordata; Actinopteri; Characiformes; Serrasalmidae. The record is from RefSeq and is a predicted model, not a curated record.